AUAAGUCUCACACACUUUCUGAGAUGGCGAGCAUAGCAGAGCAUUAUGUUCAGAACCUCACUCAAGUGCCUCAGGAGUUUCUUGUUCUUCAAGGCAAAGAGAGGCCCUUGUUUGAGCGUGGUGUGUUUGAGGAGCUGCCCUUAGUUGACAUGAGUGAGCAUCCCGAGCAAAUAAACCAGAAAAUUUCUGCUGCUUGUCAGGAAUGGGGAUUCUUCCAGGUCGUGAAUCAUGGUAUUCCUCUAGAUGUGGUGGAGAAUGCAAGGAAAGCAGCAAGAGGCUUCUUUGAGCUUCCAUUUGAGGAAAAAAUGAAAUCGGCUCGAGAUGAAGGGAAAACAGAUCAGAUUGCUGGUUAUGGACGUACAGAGGGCUUCAGAGGGCAGCAUACUGAUUGGAUGGAUUCACUCUAUGCCUUCCUUGCUCCUCAUUCACUCAAAGCUCCGCAUCUGUGGCCCUCAACGCCCACAGACUAUAGAGAAACAAUAGAAGAGCUUGGAAAGGAAUCUAACAAGCUUAUGAUGCAUUUGCUUAGUAUAAUAUCUGAAGAUUUGGGGAUGCCAACUGAGGGUCUGGGCAAGGAAUUUUCAGGCUACAAUCUUUUCUACAGGGCGAAUUAUUAUCCGCCAUGCCCACAUCCAGAUAAGGUGCUGGGCACUCAUGCACACACAGACCAUGGUGCAAUUACUAUUCUUGUUCAAGAUAAUGUGUGUGAUGGCUUACAAGUUGAGAAAAAAAGUGGGGGUUGGAUCUCUGUUGCUCCUCUUCCUGGUGCUCUUGUUAUCAAUCUGGGCGAGUCCCUUGUGAAAGUGAGUAGAGGUAAGUACAGAAUUGCUCUGCACAGGGGUGUGUUGACAAACAAAACUACAGCCAUGACACUUGUGCUUCACUUGGAUCGUCCACUCAGUCUUCCUUCUAAUUAGACCUCCUCCGAACUAUAUAUCAUACCAUCUUGCAAUAGAAUACCUCUACAUAAAUGCAAGAAGUUUUCAUUAACUCUGAAGAUCUAUUAUAUUUUCUGCAGACAGGUUUGAAUAUAAAUAAUUAGCAGUUGAAAAUUCUAUGGUUUAGUAGUAAUACAACUUGGUUUGUUCCAAGAUGGAUUAUCAGAGUUUUGUGCUCUGCCCUAUGUUUUAUGUGCAAGAACUAUAUUAUCAGUUCAUAAAAACUUAUUACUUC
Messenger RNA from Cryptomeria japonica (Japanese cedar), 1173 nucleotides. RefSeq names its product flavonol synthase/flavanone 3-hydroxylase. The transcript has 4 exons. Lineage: Eukaryota; Viridiplantae; Streptophyta; Pinopsida; Cupressales; Cupressaceae. The coding region runs from base 24 to 917 and encodes 297 amino acids. The record is from RefSeq and is a predicted model, not a curated record.